CGGAGAUUUCAAAUUGAGAGCAAAAGAGGGGCCAAUUCAAUCGGCAUUGCUUUCUCCUCGGCGAUGGGGGGUUGCAGCUCGUGCGCCUCGGCGGCGGCGGUGGUGGUGGGGGCCGCGGGGACUGCGAAGGUGGUGCUUCCCGACGGUGGGCUCCGCGAGUACUCGCGGCCGGUGACGGCCGCGGGCGCGCUGGGCAAGGACGCCGCGUGCUUCUUCGUGUGCGAUGCGGACGAGAUGGAGUUCGACGCGUUCGUCUCCGGGGUGGGCGCCAAGGAGGAGCUCCGCCCUGGGCAGCUCUACUUCGCGCUCCCGCGGUCGAUGCUGAAGCGCCGACUCCAGGCCGAGGACCUCGCGAGGCUCGCGGUGAAGGCGAGCGCCGCGCUGGUGGGCGCCGCGGGUCAGUGCGGCGGGGGGGUUGUGUCACCACAGGUGUUUCCCGCGGGGGUGUCGGUGGCCGUGCCCAUCGGCGGGAGGGAGGAGGAGAAGGCGCGGAGGUGUAGUAGAGGCGGUGGCGGACUGCGCAAGUUUGCGCCGGAUCUGAGCGCCAUUCCGGAAUAGAGAGGUAAAAGAAGGGGAGGCGGAAACCUUCAAUGCAAGAUCGGGCGGAACGAUCUGAACCGUCCAAGCGAAAGAGUUCGUUGGUCAUGACGGGCAGACGUCGACCGGUGGAUCGAGGAUGGACGUUCGAGAUCUAAUUAAUCGAUGGGAUGAUGUAGGAGGUCGAAGCGAUCGGAAGCUUUUGGCAACGCAGCCAAUCGGAAAAUUUUGGUCUAUUAGUUCUGUAAAUAAAAUAAAAUAUUUGGGGGGA
This is a messenger RNA of Musa acuminata AAA Group (dessert banana), 808 nucleotides long. RefSeq lists its product as uncharacterized. Lineage: Eukaryota; Viridiplantae; Streptophyta; Magnoliopsida; Zingiberales; Musaceae. Bases 64 to 558 code for a protein of 164 amino acids. The transcript has a single exon. The record is from RefSeq and is a predicted model, not a curated record.